UCAUUUCCCAUAAAUUCAAACAACGACAGAUUCACAGCAUUUCUUUUCUCAGAUCUAAAUCCCGAUGUUAAUGGAGUGGUUUUCAUGCAUAACCGAUGUAGCAUUUAGGCACGGAGAAGCCAUCUCUUUCCGGGUUUUCGCGGCCAUGAAUGACCUCCAAAUCGAGACCUUCAUUCGAGUGUUGAAGAAAACUCUCUUUGCAGCUUUCACCUGCAUUUUUUCAUUAGGAGGAUCUAUGGUGGGAACUGUAGUUGGAGCAAUGAAAGGGCAGACGACAGAAACAGGGUUUGUGAGGGGAGCUGGAAUCGGUGCUGUUACAGGUGCAAUCACAGCCGUUCAAUUGCUGGAAUCAUUGGUUGAUGGGGAGUCAUUAUCAAAGGUAGCUUUAUUAGUUAGCUUAGUAAAUGGGAAAGUGUUUGUUGAGUGGGUUAGUCCAGCAGUGCUGAAAGCUUACCAAUGGCAAGUAAGUAACUUUCUCAGUAACCAAACAAACCUUUUCUCUCUCUCCUUUUUUUCUAAUUUCAGUUCUGUAUUUCAGAUUAACUCGGUUGAAUCGACGUAUAGAGAAAUCUCAGACAUUUAUGACGUAAAUGGAGCAAAGGGUUUGUCCAGAAAUCGAAUUCGAAAGCUUCCGGUGUUCGAAUUUCGAUCUAGAGAUAUGAUGAAAGUGAAACCCAUGGAGGAGGGUGGUUGUUGUUCAAUUUGCUUGCAGGGUCUAAAGGAAGGAGAACUGGGGAGAAAUCUUCCGAGAUGUGGGCAUGUCUUCCACUUGAACUGCAUAGAUGAAUGGCUAAGCCGACAAGGCACUUGUCCCAUGUGUAGGGAACAUGUUUUUACUGAUGUUAACCAGGAAUUGUAAAUCACAUCAAAGUUUUGA
This is a messenger RNA of Hibiscus syriacus, 877 nucleotides long. Its product is annotated as NEP1-interacting protein 1-like. The transcript is spliced from 3 exons. The coding region runs from base 65 to 859 and encodes 264 amino acids. NCBI's taxonomy places the organism in Eukaryota, Viridiplantae, Streptophyta, Magnoliopsida, Malvales, Malvaceae. The record is from RefSeq and is a predicted model, not a curated record.